AUGAAGUUCCUCGGGAAGCCCAGGAGCCCGACAGCUGUUCUGCCUCUUUCCCUGCUCUUCUUGAAGAUUCUGCAACCAGGGCACAGCUACCUUUACAACAACCGCUAUGCUGGUGAUAAGGUGAUCAGACUUAUUCCCAACACAGAAGAAGAAGCAAAUGCACUGAAGAAAAUAUACCACCAACUUAAGGUGGAUCUGUGGCAGCCCAGCAGUAUCUACUAUGUAUCAAAAGGAACAGUUACUGAUGUCCAUAUUCCCAAAAAUGGUUCCCAAGCCCUGUUAGCCUUCUUACAGGAAGCCAACAUCCAAUACAAGAUCCUCAUAGAAGAUCUUCAGAAAAUACUGGAAAAGGCGAACAGUUUGCAAACCAAGAGAAAUCGAAGAUACCUCUCUGGAUAUAAUUAUGAAAUUUAUCACUCUUUAGAAGAAAUUCAAAAUUGGAUGAAUCAUCUGAAUAAAACUCACUCAGGCCUCAUUCAUGUGUUCUCUAUUGGAAAAUCAUAUGAGGGAAGGUCUCUUUUUGUUUUAAAGCUGGGCAGAAGAUCACGAACUUACAAAAGAGGUGUCUGGAUAGACUGUGGUAUUCAUGCAAGAGAAUGGAUUGGUCCUGCUUUUUGUCAGUGGUUUGUAAAAGAAGCUCUUCUAACAUACAAGAGUGACCCGAUCAUGAGGAAAAUGUUGAAUCAUCUGUAUUUCUAUAUCAUGCCUGUAUUUAACGUUGAUGGAUACCACUUCAGCUGGACCAGUGAUCGAUUUUGGAGAAAAACAAGGUCAAGGAACUCAAGGUCUCACUGCCGUGGAGUUGACGCCAAUCGUAACUGGAAAGUGAAAUGGUGCGAUGAAGGAGCUUCUAUGCACCCUUGUGAUGAUACCUACUGCGGACCUUUCCCAGAAUCUGAGCCGGAAGUGAAAGCUGUAGCCACCUUCCUCCGGAAACACAGGAAGCACAUUAGGGCUUACCUCUCCUUUCAUGCAUAUGCUCAGAUGUUGCUAUAUCCCUAUUCUUACAAAUAUGCCACAAUCCCCAAUUUCAGCUGUGUGGAAUCUGCAGCUUAUAAAGCUGUGAAUGCACUUCGGUCAGUAUAUGGGGUACAGUAUAGAUAUGGACCUGCCUCCAGCACGUUGUAUGUGAGCUCUGGUAACUCAAUGGAUUGGGCCUACAAAACUGGAAUACCCUACACAUUUGCUUUUGAACUUCGUGAUACUGGACAUUUUGGAUUUUUACUCCCAGAGAUACUCAUCAAACCGACCUGUACAGAGACCAUGCUGGCUGUGAAGAACAUCACAAUACACCUCCUAAAGAAGUGUCCCUGAGGCAACCACCAGAGAGAGAGCGGAUUCUGUGCAAGGGCUACCUUGUAGUGGGUGGAAAUUUUUUAAAUAGAAGAGCAUCUUAGAAUGCACAUAUCUGUGGGCUUUCAAAGGACCUACUCAUGCAAUUCAAGUUUCUGUUACAAUAAAAAAAU
Messenger RNA from Suricata suricatta (meerkat), 1466 nucleotides. RefSeq names its product carboxypeptidase A6 (gene CPA6). The coding region runs from base 1 to 1314 and encodes 437 amino acids. Lineage: Eukaryota; Metazoa; Chordata; Mammalia; Carnivora; Herpestidae. Gene Ontology annotation, biological process: proteolysis. The transcript has 11 exons. The record is from RefSeq and is a predicted model, not a curated record. Gene Ontology annotation, molecular function: zinc ion binding; metallocarboxypeptidase activity.